UGUGAACGAUAAACCGAUGCGACCGGAUAUUCGGUUUAACAAGUGAGAGAUACGGCUGCAUCGGUAGCAGCCUCCUUAAUCGAUAGGAAUUAGCUGUGAAUAUCUAGAUUAAUCGGUUGUAGAGUCAUGGAUCGGGUAUCGCGACACUUAGAAUCGGUUGUCGGCUUCACACACUUACAGUUUGCGUCAGCGUCUCUAAAACAACGCGAGAGCUGAAGCUGCCCGUGAAUGAGUGACAAGUGACAAGAAGGAAAAUGGAGGGGGUUAAGGAGGUCAGCGGUGAUAAUGAUGAAAAGAUUUUCAAUGCACCGGGGAAACAUAAAUCCAAAGUGUGGACUGUUUUUGGGUUUUACAAGAAGGAAGGGAAGCUCGACAGAAGCCGUGCUGUUUGUAAGCUGUGUAGAGCAUCCUUAACGUACACCGGCAGCACUACAAAUCUCGACCAGCAUGCUAGGAGGAGACACGGUCAGGAAUACAUCGGUGAGACCCGCACCAACGAGCAGGAGCGCACUGCAAGCAGUAGCACACAGCCGGUUAUUUCUAACAUGUUUGCGCAACUUGGUCAAAACUCAGCACGUGCCAAGGAAAUCACAGCAUCAAUAACGCGUUUUAUCGCUAAAGGAUUAUGUCCGUAUAAUAUAGUUGAGUGGGAAGGAUUUCAGGAUUUGAUCCAUACAUUAGAGCCCAGGUAUAAGAUACCCUCCCGAAAUCAUAUCACCAACACGUGCAUGCCAGCGUUGUAUACACAAGUUAAGAGCCAAGUUGAAAAAGAACUGGCAAAUGCAGAGCGAGUGGCAAUAACAAGUGACGCUUGGACGUCAUGUGCAACGGAGUCUUAUGUGACGAUCACAGCCCACCACAUCACUCCGGAUUGGACGUUAAAUGUUCAUGUGUUGCAGACCAGGGCAUUCAAAGGAUCUCACACUGGAAAGAAUAUUGGUGCUCUACUGAAACAGGCAUGUAUUGACUGGAAACUUUUUGAUAAAGAGCCAGCCCUGGUAACGGACAAUGCUUCAAACAUGGUUUUAGCUGGCGUGGAAGCAGAGAUGAGCCCUCACCUCAUGUGCUUCGCACACACUAUAAAUCUGGCCACACAGAAAGCCUUCAAAGUGGACACAGUAGAAAGGUUGCUGGGAAGGGUGAGGAGAGUGGUUGGCUUUUUUCACCGCAGUGUCAGAGCAGCAGAAAUUUUACAAGACAAACAGAAACAACUGGCCUUGCCUAUCCACAAACUCAUCCAAGAUGUGUCCACCCGUUGGAACAGUUCCCAUGACAUGCUUGAACGCUUACUGGAACAACAGCCUGCCAUUUCUGCUGCACUCAUGUCCAGGGAUCUCAGAAGAGGAGAAGAGGUUAACACUCUUAAGGACAAAGACUUCUGCGAUGUUGUAGAUAUUGUGAAGCUGAUGGCGCCGGUCAAACUUGUGACCACCAGCAUGUGUGAAGACAAGCGGCCCACACUCUCAAUGAUUUGUCCUGUCAGAGCAAAGCUUAAAAAGAACUUUGAAGCAUCAGAUGAAGACUCAGCGGUAAUCAGAGAGAUGAAACAAGCAUUCAGAAAUGACUUGGAGAAGCGCUACACUGGCCUGGAUGAUCUGUUCUACACUGCAGCAGCUCUGGACCCCCGCUUCAAGUCUCUGCCCUUCCUGACUGACCAUGAUGCUGAGCGGACGUUCACAAGCAUAACAGCAGAAGCUACAUCCCUGCAUAACAAGGCAACAGGGGAUCCAAUUCAGAGAGGCCCACUGCAGACAAAUCCAUGUCAGACUGAACCUGCCCUUGGAGAUCUGGACAUUAGCAUUGAUGCACCCCAGACCCAAGAUGAGCCUAAAGAUGAUGACCCUCCUCUCAAAAAGAAGAAAAUGUCAGCGUUGGACCAGCUGUUGGGAAAAGACUUUGAAGUGAGGAUGGGAGCUAGAUCUGUAAGAGACAAGGCCAACGAAGAAGUCAAGAGGUACAGAGAGCGUGAUCUGUUGUCCCUGCAAAAAAACCCACUGCAGUGGUGGAAAGAGCAGCAGGACUUGCCACUGCUGUCGUCUCUGGCUAAAAAAUACCUCUGUAUCCCGGCCACCAGUGUGGCAUCUGAGCGGGUGUUUAGUACUGCGGGAGAUAUUGUUUCCUCUAAACGCAGUCUACUCAAACCUGAGCACGUGGAUCAAUUGAUAUUCCUGAAGAAAAACCUGUCCCCCAAAAACAACAAGGAUAGUGAGACUUGAAUGAAGGAGAUUUGUAAAAAAAAAAGCAGCAGUUUGAUUUAUUUUAUACAUAUGUUUAUUGUUUAAUACAUGUGUUAAUGUUACAUAUGUUAAUAUGUUACAUAUUUAUUUCCUUUAAUCUUUUACAUAAUGCACUUGUCACUGUGUGUUAAGCAUUGUUGAGAUAAGAAUGUGGUUGCUGCUUUGUUCUUCCCCCUCUGACACAUUUUGAGAUGUCAUAAGGUUUUGGUUACAUGGUUUGUUUAUAGGUCACAGGUUCUGAACCCAUUAUCAAUUCCUGCGGUGCCCUCAAUCUGCUGCUGCUUACAUUUUUCAGUUUGUAACUUGUAACUUGCACCUUUGUUUUCCAAACACUAUGCUCAGGUUGUGAUUUUUCUACCUCUUUGGUCCAUGUCUAAAAAUAAAUACAUUGACAUGUGA
Gadus macrocephalus (Pacific cod) is the source of this 2636-nucleotide messenger RNA. RefSeq names its product E3 SUMO-protein ligase ZBED1-like. NCBI's taxonomy places the organism in Eukaryota, Metazoa, Chordata, Actinopteri, Gadiformes, Gadidae. Gene Ontology annotation, molecular function: protein dimerization activity; DNA binding. The record is from RefSeq and is a predicted model, not a curated record. The transcript has 3 exons. The coding region runs from base 255 to 2216 and encodes 653 amino acids.